Aspergillus melleus is the source of this 1979-nucleotide messenger RNA. RefSeq lists its product as uncharacterized. Lineage: Eukaryota; Fungi; Ascomycota; Eurotiomycetes; Eurotiales; Aspergillaceae. The record is from RefSeq and is a predicted model, not a curated record. The coding region runs from base 249 to 1454 and encodes 401 amino acids. The transcript is spliced from 4 exons.
GCGAUGAUCCUCGUCCGGACCCCAAUCCAAGCGACCCCCCCUCAAGUUGCAGCCAUCCCUGUGUGAAAUGGCCCUAGAUGGUCAUCUUCUGGCCAAAGAGCCGGCUGUCAGCCUGACGGGCAAAAUGAAUUUAGACUUUUGCGCUGCAUUUCCCUCCUUCAUCUGGUCAUCGUCACUGUCAUCCCCUCCUCCUUCUUGUCAACUAUUGUCGUCGCUUUUGUUCAGAUCGCAGGGCCGUCACUUUCGCCAUGUCGGAUUCGCCCGCCGAGCCUCAAUUUCCUCCGGGGUACAUGGAGGCUGACAGAGGCAGUCAAGUCAUUGCGGCGUCCAGCUUCAUUCUGGUGUUGACCACCAUUCUGUUAGCCAUGCGGCUGUACGCACGUAGCCUGACCAAGGCUGCCAGAGGCUGGGACGAGUUCUUGCUUGUGCCUUCGUAUAUGUGCUUGAUCGGGUUGCUUAUCUGUCUAUACCUGGAUGUCAUAUACGGCGGCCUCGGCCGACAUACCGCCGCCGUCGUGGCCGAAGAUCCUAAUCAGAUGGUCGUUUUUGCGAAGCUCCUCUAUGUGCUUGAUUGGUUCUACGUACCCUCUAAUUGCAUGUCUCGGAUCUCUGUUGUCGCUCUUUACCUACGCAUCUUCACCAGCAAGUUCUAUCGCGGCAUUUGCUGGUUCGUUAUCGCCUUUCUAAUCGGUAAUAUGCUGUCUACCAUUAUCGCUGCGCAGCUUGAGUGCGUCCCGCUAGAAUACACCUGGAACAAGGCGCUUCCGGGUGGCGGAACAUGCUUCGACCAAAUCCUGUGGUACGAAAUCAGCAAUAUUCCUAACGUUGUUGGUGAUCUUAUGAUUCUCGUUUUGCCCAUUCCGACGGUGUGGGGGUUGAAGGCAUCGACGGGGAGGAAGCUAGGUAUUGCGAUGGUAUUCUUUAUGGGAAGCAUUGGUCUUUUCGCCUCUUGCAUGCGAACCGGUGUCUUCUUCCGCGAUUCCGAAAUGUUCAGAACAGACGCUACCUGGGCCACAGAAGCCUUCUCCUGGACGGCCGUCGAAUGCGGAAUGUACUUUAGCGCAGCCUGCCUCAUUGGCAUGCGCCCUCUAUUCUCAAAACUCCCCCGCUGGCUCCGCGACCGCAUCCUCCACCCCUCUGACCGCGGAAACUCGACCCUCGAAGCGCGCUCCGGAACCGGGACGGCUCUCAGCUUCAAACGAUCCCACCACGGCCACGGUCUCGGCCACCGGCCGUACCUGAACCUCUCGAGCGGACGGAACGGCACGGGCACCGACACCACUCCGGGCGAAGCGACGCAGCUCAAGUCGAUGAACGGCGUGAUGACGAGCACGGUGAUAUCGCCGCGCGGAAGCGGGUUCGAGGACGACGAGAUCCGGAAUCUGGUCAAGGAUGAUGGGGAUAUUCGCAUCCAGACGAGGAUCGAGGUUAAGAGUGACCGGGGUGGGUAUUGAUUUGAUCGGAUCUAUAAAGAGCGGGCGUGCAUGGGGGUGUGGUUUGGCAGGAAACCCAAAGUUCCUAAGUCCCGAGAUGAUAUUGAUUGGCGAAUGCAACGCACGUGAAUGCUGUGAUAGCCUCCAAUUGACACUCGAGGACUCUGAGCGAAGCAUGGAGGGGCAAAGAAGGUGUCGGUGUCGUUGGUGGAUGCCCAGCUGCCUGACUGUCUCACAGCCUCGCUGCCUCAGGCACCCUGCUCUGAAGGUCCCGGUCCGGGCGACGGAGUAUAACGAGGAGGGCGUAUUUUCUACCGGGUGCUUUUGGUUUUUGGUUCUUUUUGUUCGUUUCUGACUCUGCUACAAAUAAUAUUGAUGGAUGGAACAUGUAUGAAUAGUGGAAUAACAGGCAAUUCAACCCUGGUGGUUAAUCUCGCUUUUUACUUCUUUUUUCUGUGUCGGUUUCCUUUUCCCGCAAAUCCAUUUGUUUGGCAUAAGGCUCAACUAUCUGAUAUUCAAGCAAAAAACUUAUUGAAACUUUUCGGA